AGGUGGUCAUUGUGGUAACCACACAUCUCGAUGCUGGUCAUGAUCCUGAUGUCAAGUUAGCUCAAUUGAAAGUUGUCGUCGAUGUUGUGGCCUUCCUCGAGAAGGAGUGCUCAUCGAGGGGACUUCAUGUGGCUGCAGCAGCUAUGACUGGCGAUUGGAACAUUGAUGGCACUGGCAGAGAUCAUGGGGCGCGCGCUAAAGCCUUGUCGUCCACCUCUCGUACAGUAUGCACUACUUCAAGAUCGUCUGAUGAGGAGGAAGAAGAAGGCAGCCCCGUCGGCGUGAAUCAGAACUCUGGCGUCUACGGAAGGGUCCAGAGUUUCCUGGCUAAGUCGGGCUUCCAGGAUGUGUGGCAAAUGCACGCUGAGAAGGAAAGUCUUCCUCGUGCGCCGAGUUACGAGGGCGACUGGGGAGAACUUAGUGAAGAAAGCCUGGUGAAGUAUGGAGUUACGAGUGACCAGGACGUCCCAUCGUGUCCGAAGCGAUUGGAUUAUCUAUGGGUUAAAAGUGGCGCUGAAGAUGCAACAUCCGAAAGUCGUCCGCCAGCUGAGAGCAGUCUCAGCUCUAUCAGUGCUAGCAGUAGCCGGUCGAGAUCUCAAGAGGUUAUGAUGGUGACGAUCGCGCCCGCCCAGUUGUGGCGAGCAGACGUACCUCUGAGAAGUGCAUGUGCUAAGGCUAUGCUCAGCGGUGAUAAGAGGGAAGAACGAGGGUUGAGGAGGCAGAUCAAUAGUCACAACACCAACCGCACAUCUGAUCACGCCUCUCUAGUGGGUCGUAUCCGCCUUUCGAGAAUGGCUGGCCCGGUGUCCCCUGCAAGUAAUCAACAAGCCAAAGAUGACCUCAAGUUGACCGCGCGAGAAGCCGGAAGUUCUCAGUUGGCCGACGUUGACAGUAGCGAGAUUGUUGUUAAUGUGGGCAAUUAGAAGAUUAUAAUUCAUUUGUAUAUUUCAUUGCGCCACGAAUUUCACGGCAUAUGUACUGUCAGCUUUUUGUAGAAAUGUUGAAAAUUAGCAAAAUUAUGGGGAAAUUAUCACUACGCCCGACGAGAUGGCGCUGUUUUGUUCAAUCAGAUGUGUAAUUGAUUCACCUUACAGUUAUUGAAAUACUAUC
Perkinsus marinus ATCC 50983 is the source of this 1110-nucleotide messenger RNA. RefSeq lists its product as hypothetical. The record is from RefSeq and is a predicted model, not a curated record. Lineage: Eukaryota; Perkinsozoa; Perkinsida; Perkinsidae. The annotation marks the transcript as partial. The transcript is spliced from 7 exons.